Molecule: messenger RNA, 1336 nt
Organism: Cucumis melo (muskmelon)
Lineage: Eukaryota; Viridiplantae; Streptophyta; Magnoliopsida; Cucurbitales; Cucurbitaceae
Product: D-aminoacyl-tRNA deacylase
Exons: 9
Coding region: 255-1208 (317 amino acids)
Biological process (GO): D-amino acid catabolic process
Molecular function (GO): D-aminoacyl-tRNA deacylase activity
Source: RefSeq, a predicted model, not a curated record
GAGUUAGAAAGUUACAAGUGGCAACCGGAGGCGAAGCCAAACAAUGUGGGAAACGGGAUGCCGUUGCCACAGUGACCGCUGCCAAAGCAAAAUUGAAACGGAGCCGCCGGAAAAUCCUAACACCUGCAGAAGAACGUCAAGAUUCUGUUGGCUGAUCAGCCCACAGAAAUCAGCCUUAAACCUCCAUUAAUUUGCAUUACCCAUCUAUUUCUCUAACACCCAAUUCACAGAAACUGCAACAAACAGGACCAACAAUGGUGACACUAGUGGUAGCAACAACAUUCGAUCCAGCAUCCAUUAAUCCUGCAAACGAGCUCCUCGCCAUGCCCGGAUGGAGCCCCGGCCCUCCUCUUCAGGAAAUGAAAAGCUUUGCCAAUCGAGACGUGAGGCUGCUGCAACACGACAGGAGUAUUGUGGUUGAAGAUGAUCUGGAUAAUCGUUGGGAGGAGCUCACCGGCGAGGUCGUGGACGAGGUCAUUUUCUUUAGUCGGCAUACUGCUGUUUCAAAUCGUCCUGCACUCACCGUUCAUCCGAUUGGGGUUCCUCAUUUGCGAGAUGGAGAAGUUCCGCCGCAAGGAGGGAAGCCUGGAUGGGCGGCGCCGCCGAGCCCUCGUAUAGGUCCCUGGUUGAGGCUCUUGAAAACCAUUGCACAAUCCCAUAACUUAGUGCCAGAGUUCGAGAUUACGUUGGAGGGUACUCAUCAUGGACCUGUGACAAAUAAACCAACUUUGUUUCUGGAAAUUGGCAGUACAGACGAGUAUUGGAGGAGGCCAGAUGCUGCUCGCGUUAUUGCUCUACUUGUCUGGGAAGGACUUGCUAUUGGAGGAGGAAGCGAUGUAGGAAACUGGAACAGGGAACAUAACAAGAACAAUAAAGUCCUUCUUGGCAUCGGGGGUGGACAUUAUGCACCUCGCCACAUGGACAUAGUUCUAAAAGAUGGAGUUUGGGUAAGCCACUUGCUCUCAGGAUAUUCAUUGCCAAUGGAAGAUCCAAAUCAGUCAAAUGGCGGAACAAACAACAAAGAUAUAGGCGGGAGCUGGAAAGAAGCAAUCAAAGCAGCAUAUGAGGCUACUAAAUUGGCUUUCCCAGGUGGAGAGAUCAUAGCACACCUUGAUCACAAGAGCUUCAAGGGCUGGCAGAAGAAUGCCAUAACAGGGUUCUUGGGUGAACAGGGCAUUAAAAUUGGCAAACCAAAUGACUUUUACUGAUUAUCAUUCUCCUGAAGAACAUCAUUCGAGAUUUACUUUAAGUAUUCAGUUGAUUAGUUCAUAGAGUUAAUGAAAGGAAUUAUUUAUAUCAUCAUAUAUUAUUCAGCAUUCAACAUGUUACUUUAUCA